Molecule: messenger RNA, 906 nt
Organism: Pelobates cultripes (western spadefoot toad)
Lineage: Eukaryota; Metazoa; Chordata; Amphibia; Anura; Pelobatidae
Source: the annotation of a GenBank genome assembly
AUGCGGAGAAGCAACCUACCCACAACUGCACCAGCUGAAAAGCCUGGCGAGCAGCGGAGCGACAUGAAGCGAGACAACAUGGCCGCCACCACGUGCACCUGGCCCGCAAGGAAAGCGGAGCUCGAAGCUAAACUAGAGGAGCUGUUCGCCAAGUUCUGGACGAAGCUGGAGUCCAGGGAGCAACAGGCAGGCACAAACAUACCUGCACAGCAGCUGACACUCACCCGCACAGAUCCGGCUCCACCGCGAGCUCCAGCGACACACAAAGUGAGCCACAGCCAGCAGACACGUGGAGCCUACGGGCCGAAGCGACAGCAACUGCCAACAGCAGUGGCAAACCACAAAACCCACACGGCGAACUCUACUCAACGUCCAAAGCACCCACAGACGACGCUGAGGAGACAGCACACCACCACAGACAGGAAAGGGAGGCGGCUGAAGCUACCUGCACGGGCCGCGCCAAAACCCAUAUGCCGCAUAGGAGCAGAGGCAAGGGCCUUCCCGGGCACACUCCUGUGCAAAUCCUGGGCUAUUCGCCCGACGCACCUCGCCGCACGGGGAGACCAUGCCGUUACCAGGCCCAUGUACACUUCUUCCGAGCUGGGGGUUCACCUGGAGGUAACCCUCCCACGCCACCCAUACACCCGAGGGGACAGCCGAGCUCCGGCGGAUCCUUGGGCCCACGACCCUGUUGAUGGGGUCAAUGGACAUGUGGCAAGGGCCCCUGCUAAGGCCUCGGGCCAAAGACACAUGGCACCUGGACGACGGGCACCCAGGAACUACGGGGGGAGAGCCACAAUGCGGGGAGCUGGGCGCCUGGCGGGCCCGGUCAGACGCAACGACAAGGUCACCACGAUGGGCCAGGAAACAGUCUACCUCCCAAAACACACUAGUGGCAUUGGGUGA